This is a messenger RNA of Nipponia nippon (crested ibis), 1152 nucleotides long. The record is from RefSeq and is a predicted model, not a curated record. Lineage: Eukaryota; Metazoa; Chordata; Aves; Pelecaniformes; Threskiornithidae.
AUGAUCCCAGAGGAGAUUCAGAGGCUUCUGGAAGAUGCUGAAGGUUACCUGGCGGAUGGACUGCAGAAUGAAAACUUGAGUGCUAAAGCAAGGGAGCAGAGGGAUGCAAUUCUCCUUGGCUUCCAGCAAGUCAAAGCCAGGAGGUUCGCUGAUGACUAUAAUGUGAACAAGUGGUUGGGCUUUAUGUCUCCAUGUGCUACCUGUGAGGAUAUAUUGUUCCCGUCUCGCCGCAAGAAGUGCGGGGAGGACCAGCACGAUGCUGGUUUUGGACAGGACAGCUGUGAUGAAAAUCAGAGCUGGAGUUUGGCGCCUUCCAUGACAUCUGAUGCUUCACUUCCAUCGGACUUCCAGGACGAUGGACUGGAAGAAUUCACACCAAAGCCUAUUCAAGACACAGGGAACAUCUUGAAGCAAGGAUAUCUGGAGAAGAGGUCCCGAGAGCACAGCUUUUUCGGGUCAGAGUGGCAGAAGCGGUGGUGCGUCCUCAGCAAAAGGACCUUUUACUACUACGCCAAUGAGAAAAGCAAGCAACCUAAAGGCACUUUCCCCAUUGAGCACUACAGUGCCCGGCUGGCUUUCCAUCUCCGCAAAGACGCUCGAAAAAGAUGCUGUUUCGAGUUAAUCUGCCCUGGCAAACGCACCUACGAGUUCACAGCCCCAAGCCCAGCAGAGGCUGAAGACUGGGUGGAUCAGAUCCAGUUCCUCCUGAAGGACCUGAGCUCCCUCACUAUCCCGUGUGAUGAGGAUGAUGAGGAUCCCUACAAUGACGUGGACAGUUCUGACUCUGUGAACACAGCAUCCCACAAUACUACCCUGAAUCAGGAUGAGCCAAACAUUGAGGUGGAAGAGGAUGACAUCUAUGAGGUUUUGCCAGAUGAGGAGCUGGACCCCCCCUUCCCAGAGGACAGCGAGGAUGCCGGGAGCAGACAGAGAAGCGGAGGUCCCUGGCGAGAUUAUGCCAAUUACUACCAAGGCAUGUGGGACUGCAGCAGCGAGCAUCCCGACGAGCUCUCCUUCCACCGCGGAGACCUCAUCUACAUCCUAAGCAAGGAGUACGGCGUGUACGGCUGGUGGGUGGGAGAGCUCAACAACGUGGUCGGGAUUGUCCCGAAGGAUUACCUGGCAGCGGCCUACGACCUGGAGGAGCGAUGA